Molecule: messenger RNA, 2766 nt
Organism: Symsagittifera roscoffensis
Lineage: Eukaryota; Metazoa; Xenacoelomorpha; Acoela; Convolutidae
Product: FYVE, RhoGEF and PH domain-containing protein 2-like
Exons: 12
Coding region: 134-2629 (831 amino acids)
Cellular component (GO): cytoplasm
Molecular function (GO): metal ion binding; guanyl-nucleotide exchange factor activity
Source: RefSeq, a predicted model, not a curated record
UUUUUGACAUUUCGAACCCAUUCUGAGCUUUCAUGAAGCUGUUGUAAAAUUUGUACUUGGAGCAUUACGGAAUUCAGUUUUAUUGCUAUUGUAUUACGUGUGUCCGCUUAUUUUAUAAUAUCAAUACUUGACAAUGCAGCGCCACUCAAAUCAACUUGAAGACUCAUUUACUAAGAGUGCACCCUUGUCAAAUCGACCUCUAAAAGGAAUUCUGAAAGAACAUCCCACUACUAAUUCUGACUUAGAAAUCAACUCACAUCUUGAAUCAACCCUUCACCAAACCGAAGUUCUCCAAGACGAUCAAUCUCGGCUUAGCUUCCGGAUAAAAUGCCAGCAGUUUCAAAGAAUCAGCGUUGAUAAUUUGGAACGCGAGGAAAGGAGCGGUUCGUACGGAACUUUUUCAAACAAGCGGUCCGAUACAUUAACUAGUGGUUCUACUUUAAAAUCUUGGAAAAGAGUUUCGAAACUUUUGGAGACCAGUACUGGAUCAAAUUCAAUUUCAAUGGAUUCCCAGGCCCCGAUUGUCAUUGAGGAAACAUUGUCCGAUGACUUGACUAUCAAAACCUUGACAGUUUCGAUGGACUCGAACGAGACGCUUUCGGAGAACCAUGACUCGCUUCUCGUGCCGGGUACGUCUCGGACGCCGACUGUUUUUGAGAGCUCGAGUGGAACGAAUGACACAAGCGGGUGGUUCCAAAGUGUGAACACUAAUUUGGAGUCGACCACAAGGACCAGUUACAGCACACCAGAGCCAAUGAGAAUCCGUCCCGUCGACUUGGACUUUGCAGAUGGUGAGAAUGGGGGACGGAUGACUAGAACUGACACUGGCUCUUUCAGAAGUGUGGAUGACUCAUCGUCGGUGGUCACAACUCAGCCUUCGUCCAGCAGCAUGAGUGAUCUUGUCACGCCUGAUGUAGGCACCUACCCGGAGAUGCGCAGUCAGAUAGAAGAGGUGAUGAGGAUUAAAGAGAAGAGAUACCUGGACAACAUCUUCUUCGGGGCGGAGGAGAUAGUGGUGACUGAGAGGAACUACAAGAGGAAGAUCAGCAUACUCGGAAGCGAACUCAAGCAGGCCAGCAUCACCAAUAGCACCAUUGCACCAUACUUCCAAAAGGGAUCCCAUGGCAUUGAUGCCCUGCAGACCAUUGUGAGCUCCUUCUGUCAGAUGGAAAAGAUCAGCGAGCAGGUGCUGCUUGAGAUCAACUGGGACCCCGCGGCCGGUCAGAUUAAAGUGGGGGCUGCUCUGGCCAAGGUGGCCAAAUUCCUGACUGUCUACAACUUCUACGUCACCAAACACGACGAACUUUCCGCUGGGUUAAUGCACGGCAUUGAGAAACACGCCAAAUUGCGGGAGUUCUUCGAGACUUACAUCGGUGGCUCCCUCUUCUACGGAAUCAAGUCGAUAAUGAUGGAGCCAGUGCAGAGAAUCUUGAGGUACAAAUUGCUUCUCAGUGUCUACAAGCAACACCAGGACAAGUAUUUCAAGGUGACUAAAAGGCAGUACCCGGACUACGAGGACACUCUGAGGGCGCUAGAGGAGACUCGCAUGGUGGCCGAGGAGGCGGACCAGGCCAUCUGGGAACAGAAGAAACAGAAGGAGAUGGACGAACUGGUCCAGAAGGUAGCCGGCAUUGAACUCAAGGAGCUGGUUACUCCGGACAGACGUCUUGUGAAGCAAGAACUGCUGGUGAAGUCCAAUCGCAAUGGAUACGAGGACAGACACUUCGUCCUCUUCUCAGAUGUGCUGAUGUACUUCAUAAUUCUGUCUGAGAACAGUAGCUACCUGUUCAAGCAGAAGAUGGACUUGACCUACAUGUCAGUGGAGACACACAAGAACAGAGAAGACAGGGAGUUGAUCAUUCGGUCCAAAGACCGAUCGGUCACUGUGAUAUGCAAGGACACAGACCAACAGACUGAGUGGUACGAGUCCAUCGAGACAACAGUCAAAGCACACCGCGAGAGGCUGUACUCUAUUGGCAAGUUGGCCCAAGGGGUGUCUUCCCUCGGACAUACUGCCCCCGUGUGGAUCAGAGAUGACACAGUGUCGGCUUGUCAGAUCCCAGGCUGUGUCCGGAAGUUCUCCGCUUUCAACAGGUACCACCAUUGUCGUGCCUGUGGGAAGGCGAUCUGCUCCCAGUGCAGUGAGGUGGCAUUUGUCCCCUACAAGGACAGAAGGGACAGAGUAUGCAUCAUCUGCUUCGAUGCUCUGGAGCCAGAGGCAGCCACCAGGGAGGGCAGGUCCAAGAAGUACAAGAGGUACCUCAAGGAGGGUGACAUUUAUGCCCUCCAAGGCAACGCCGAUUCCCACGAUGUUUGCGGGGUCCUGGAAGCACUUCGGGAAGGAACCUGGAAGACUUCGUACUACGCCGUGAACGAAUGUGUACUCUACGAAUACAUCCAGAAAAACGACAUCCGGGCUAUUUCUACCCAGCCGUUAAUCAGCUGGCGAGUCCGAAAACUGACUCAAGACGUGAACCACAGACCGGCUGAAUUUUGCUUCAAACUGGAACACGAGAAUAUUCCGGACAUUGUUUUCAGAGCCAACAGUAAAAACGACAGAGAUAACUGGGUUUCAGUUUUGAAGAAACAUGUUAUGGGAGAGCCUUUGAGGAUUUUGCGCAAUGAUUGAAGUCCAAAAAAAUAGAAAUUGCUUGCUUGAGGAAAAAAAACCUCUAUUAAACAAGGCAAGAUGAUGUCUUAACAACUUGAUAAAUUCUAAACUGUGUAAAUGUAGUUUGUGUCUCAAUUAGAUACUUUUUUCUUGAA